Syngnathus acus (greater pipefish) is the source of this 5650-nucleotide messenger RNA. Its product is annotated as transcription activator BRG1. The record is from RefSeq and is a predicted model, not a curated record. Gene Ontology annotation, cellular component: nucleus. Lineage: Eukaryota; Metazoa; Chordata; Actinopteri; Syngnathiformes; Syngnathidae. Gene Ontology annotation, molecular function: DNA binding; ATP binding; histone binding. The transcript is spliced from 34 exons. Gene Ontology annotation, biological process: positive regulation of transcription by RNA polymerase II. The coding region runs from base 455 to 5431 and encodes 1658 amino acids.
UAUUAACAGACUGGUCAUGUGACAUUUACGUAGGCACUGUGGCGUCAAUUAUAGUCGACAACAGGGCAAAUGGCAGCCUGUGAUGGAUAAAAAACAUUUCUGUUGCAUUUAUAGUCCAUAAACAGUGGGGCCAAACGCCACCUAUUAAUUUUUUAUGUGGCUUCUGCUUUAAAGUUGUUAUUACAAGAAAUAUGUCGUUCGUACUACCGAGGCACACCUGUACGGUAUUCGUUGUACGUGUUGAGCGAUGCUUCGACUGUCCACGCAUGCGCAUUUGUUACAGCGGGGACUAGACAUUCGGUCAUAGGAGAGGAGCUGCGGCGGCGGUACCGGAGGAGGAGGCGGUGGAUGUGGGGUCGUUCUGUGGAGGGGGGCGGCGCUCGAGCCACGUCGGUGAAACAAAAUCCUCAUCGCUCGACUGCAAACACGAUCCCCGCAGCAGGAGACCACUGCAAUGUCCACCCCGGAUCCCUCCAUGGGAGGUAAUCCCCGCCCGGGUCCGUCCCCCGGUCCAGGUCCCUCUCCCGGGGCAAUGCUGGGCCCAAGCCCAGGACCUUCUCCAGGUUCUGCUCACAGCAUGAUGGGACCAAGUCCCGGUCCUCCUUCUUCUGGACUCUCCCAGCCGGGCCCGUCUGGCUACAGCCAGGACAGCAUGCACCCCCUGCACAAACCCAUGGAGAGCAUGCAUGACAAGAGCGUGAGCGAGGAGAGUCGUUUCAAUCAAAUGAAAGUACUGACAGUGAGGCCGGGCGGGCACACUGGUAUGGGUCCCCCACCCAGUCCCUUGGACCAACACUCACAAGGUUAUCACUCUCCAUUAGGUGGUUCAGAUCAUUCAAGUCCAGUCCCUUCCAACGGUCCUCCAUCUGGACCUCUACUUCCAUCCUCCUCCUCAUCUUCCUCUUCAAUUGGCCCCGGCUCGGCCCCUACGCCUUUAGAAGGCCCUGGUGGCGAUCAGCACUCCCUGGGCCCCGCCAACCGACCCGGAUCACUUGGUGGUUCAGGGCCAGGACCAAGCCCCGGACCGAGCCUCGGCGCCACUGUCCCCACCCUCGUGUCAGGCCUUGAAUCCGGUGGCCUGUCUGGACCCGGUGGCCCCACUCCUUUCAACCAGAGCCAGCUGCACCAACUCAGAGCUCAGAUCAUGGCCUAUAAGAUGCUGGCCCGAGGUCAGCCCCUGCCAGACCACCUCCAGAUGGCCGUCCAAGGGAAAAGGCCUAUGCCUGGCAUGCAGCAGCCCAUGACGAGCUUAACCCCAGGAGCUGGGCCACCGGGACCAAUGAGUUCAGGCUAUAGUCGUGCUCACGGAAUGAUGGGCCCCAAUAUGCCUCCACCAGGUCCAUCAGGCCCAGCAGUAGGAAUGCAAGGACAAAACCACAAUGGACCUCCCAAGUCCUGGCCUGAAGGCCCAUUGGUGAAUGCUGCAGCACCGUCCAACGCUCCCCAAAAGCUGAUCCCGCCUCAGCCCACGGGACGACCCUCCCCCGCCCCUCCCUCGGUGCCCCCCGCGGCCUCCCCCGUCAUGCCUCCUCAGACGCAGUCUCCGGGGCAGCCGGCGCAGCCUCCUCCCAUGAUGCCUUACCACAGCAAGCAGAGCCGCAUCACCCCCAUCCAGAAGCCCUGCGGCCUGGACCCUGUGGAGAUCCUGCAGGAGAGGGAGUACAGGUUGCAGGCUCGCAUCACGCAUCGCAUCGCCGAGCUGGAGAACCUGCCAGGCUCUCUUGCCGGAGAUUUACGUACCAAAGCAACUAUAGAACUCAAAGCGCUACGACUGCUUAACUUCCAGAGACAGCUGCGACAGGAGGUGGUGGUGUGCAUGCGCCGUGACACGGCUCUGGAAACGGCGCUGGAUGCCAAGGCCUACAAACGCAGCAAACGCCAAAGCUUGAGGGAGGCUCGCAUCACAGAGAAACUGGAGAAACAGCAGAAGAUCGAACAAGAGCGUAAGCGCAGGCAGAAGCAUCAGGAGUAUCUCAACAGUAUCCUUCAACAUGCCAAAGACUUCAAAGAGUAUCAUCGGUCCAUCACGGGCAAAACCCAAAAGCUGACCAAAGCCGUGGCUACCUAUCACGCCAACACCGAGAGGGAGCAGAAGAAAGAAAACGAGCGCAUCGAGAAAGAGCGAAUGAGGAGACUCAUGGCCGAAGACGAGGAGGGCUACCGUAAACUGAUCGACCAAAAGAAAGAUAAGCGUCUGGCCUACCUUCUGCAGCAGACCGACGAAUACGUCGCCAACCUCACCGAGCUGGUCCGCGCGCACAAGGCUGCGCAGGCCCUCAAGGAGAAGAAGAAGAAGAAGAAGAAAAAGAAGAAGAAGAAGUUGGAGAGUCCAGAAGGACAGACUCCAGCUUUGGGGCCUGAUGGAGAGCCUCUGGAUGAGACAAGUCAGAUGAGUGACCUGCCCGUGAAGGUCAUCCACGUGGACAGUGGCAAUAUCUUGACCGGGGUGGAUGCUCCGAAGGCGGGGCAACUGGAAACGUGGUUGGAGAUGAACCCUGGGUAUGAGGUGGCCCCACGCUCUGAUAGUGAAGACAGCGAAGAUGAAGAGGAGGAAGAAGAAGAUGAAGAGGAGCAUCAGCCUUCAACUGCACUGACAGAAGAAAAGAAGAAGAUAAGUGACCCUGACUGUGAGGACGUGUCGGAAGUGGACGUGCGGCACAUUAUUGAGAACGCCAAACAGGAUGUGGAUGACGAGUACAGUGGAGCGGCGUUUGCCCGGGGACUUCAGUCUUACUACGCCGUGGCUCAUGCCGUCACCGAGAAGGUGGAUAAGCAGUCCACCUUAUUGAUAAACGGACAACUCAAACAAUAUCAGAUUAAAGGUUUGGAGUGGCUGGUGUCGCUGUAUAAUAACAACCUGAACGGCAUCCUGGCUGAUGAAAUGGGCCUGGGCAAAACCAUCCAGACCAUCGCGCUCAUCACGUACCUCAUGGAGCACAAGCGGCUCAACGGACCCUACCUCAUCAUCGUGCCCCUCUCGACUCUUUCAAACUGGGUUUAUGAGUUUGACAAGUGGGCACCUACAGUUGUUAAAGUGUCCUAUAAGGGUUCUCCAGCUGCCAGAAGAGCUUUUGUCCCUCAGUUACGCAGUGGCAAGUUUAAUGUCCUCCUCACCACCUACGAGUACAUCAUCAAGGACAAGCAAGUGCUAGCUAAGAUCCGUUGGAAGUACAUGAUCGUGGACGAGGGCCAUCGCAUGAAGAACCACCACUGUAAACUGACCCAGGUGCUGAACACGCACUACCUGGCGCCGAGGCGGGUUCUGCUGACCGGCACGCCGCUCCAGAACAAGCUCCCUGAAUUGUGGGCACUACUCAACUUCCUCCUGCCCACCAUCUUCAAGAGUUGCAACACUUUCGAGCAGUGGUUCAAUGCACCUUUUGCGAUGACCGGAGAGAAGGUGGAUCUCAAUGAAGAGGAGACCAUCUUGAUCAUCCGUCGUCUUCACAAAGUGCUCCGCCCCUUCUUGCUGCGCAGGUUGAAGAAGGAAGUGGAGGCCCAGCUUCCAGAGAAGGUAGAGUACGUGAUCAAGUGCGACAUGUCGUCUCUCCAGCGAGUGCUCUACAGGCACAUGCAGGCGAAGGGCGUUCUGCUGACCGAUGGUUCUGAAAAAGACAAGAAGGGCAAAGGAGGCACCAAAACUUUGAUGAACACCAUCAUGCAGCUGAGAAAGAUCUGUAACCAUCCAUACAUGUUCCAGCAGAUUGAGGAAUCAUUCUCCGAACAUUUAGGUUUCUCUGGUGGUAUAGUCCAGGGUCUCGAUCUGUAUCGAGCUUCGGGAAAAUUUGAAGUGUUGGAUCGGAUCCUCCCCAAAUUGCGAGUCACAAACCAUAAAGUGCUGCUCUUCUGCCAGAUGACCUCACUCAUGACCAUCAUGGAGGACUACUUUGCCUACCGCAGCUUCAAGUAUCUGCGUUUGGAUGGCACCACAAAGGCCGAAGACAGAGGAAUGUUACUGAAGACCUUCAACGAGACAGAUUCGGAAUAUUUUAUCUUCCUCCUGAGCACUCGAGCAGGUGGCCUGGGCCUCAACCUGCAGUCUGCCGACACCGUCAUCAUCUUUGACUCGGACUGGAACCCGCAUCAGGACCUGCAAGCCCAAGACAGAGCUCACCGCAUAGGGCAACAAAACGAGGUGCGCGUGCUGCGCCUGUGCACAGUCAACAGCGUGGAGGAGAAAAUUUUAGCCGCCGCCAAGUACAAACUCAACGUAGACCAAAAGGUGAUCCAGGCCGGAAUGUUCGACCAGAAGUCGUCCAGCCACGAGCGCAGGGCCUUCCUGCAGGCCAUCCUGGAGCACGAGGAGCAAGACGAGGUCUGGGGACAAGAAGUGUGUCUACGGAUUAAUGAGGAGGACGAGGUCCCUGAUGACGAGACGGUCAAUCAGAUGAUCGCCAGGAGCGAGGAGGAGUUUGAUCAGUUCAUGCGCAUGGACCUGGACCGCCGGCGCGAAGACGCCCGCAACCCGCGUCGCAAACCUCGUCUAAUGGAGGAGGACGAGCUGCCGACCUGGAUCAUGAAGGACGACGCUGAGGUGGAGCGGCUCACCUGCGAGGAGGAGGAGGAGAAAAUGUUCGGACGAGGCUCUCGCCAGAGGAAAGAGGUGGACUACAGCGAUUCGCUCACGGAGAAGCAGUGGCUCAAGCAGGCCAUCGAGGAGGGCACCUUGGAGGAGGUGGAGGAGGAGGUGCGGCACAAGAAGACCACUCGGAAGAGGAAGCGAGAUCGAGACCCGGACCUCCCCGUGCCCUCGUGCUCCUCGGGGGGGAGAGGACGUGGGGACAAAGACGAAGAUGCAAAGAGGCAGCGAAAAAGGGGGAGACCGCCUGUUGAGAAGAUAUCCCCCAAUCCUCCUUCCCUCACCAAGAAGAUGAAGAAGAUCAUUGAUGCCGUCAUCAGAUACAAAGAAGGCACGAGUGGACGUCAGCUCAGCGAGGUCUUCAUCCAGCUGCCAUCUCGCAAAGAGCUGCCUGAAUACUACGAGCUGAUCCGCAAGCCGGUGGACUUCAGGAAGAUCAAAGAGAGGAUUCGAGGUCACCGCUAUCGCAGUCUCGGCGACCUGGAGAGAGACGUCAUGCUGCUUUUCCAGAAUGCUCAAACCUUCAACCUGGAGGGAUCCCUGAUAUACGAGGACUCCAUCGUGCUGCAGUCGGUCUUCACCAGUCUGAGGCAGAAGAUCGAGAAGGAGGAGGAGAGCGAAGGAGAUGACAGCGAGGAAGAGGAGGACGAGCAGGAUGAUGAAUCCGAAUCAGAAUCCCGUUCAGUCAAGGUCAAGAUCCGACUGGGCAAGAAGGAGCGAGGCGGAGAUCGUGGAAAGGGACGCAGCAGACGAUCGGGACGCACUCGAGCCAAACCUGUGGUUAGUGACGAUGACUCGGAUGAAGAACAAGAAGAGGAACACUCGCUCAGUGCCACUGACGAAGAAUCCUAAAUGGCACCGUGAUGUAAGAAUGUAAACGAGAGGUGUGGUAGGAAGGAAUAUUCUGUCUGCUCUCACCGUUUCCGCACAUCGGUACAUAAAGCUGCCGCUCAACUUUUAAGAUUGAGAUAAAACUGAAGGUUUAAAUUCACAUGUUCAGUCAAUGACUUGGUUAUGUGUGUGUCGCUUUAUCUGCAAUAGCCUACAUUUAUUAGUUCAGUGAUAAGAGUA